This is a messenger RNA of Anneissia japonica, 10584 nucleotides long. RefSeq names its product unconventional myosin-XVIIIa-like. The record is from RefSeq and is a predicted model, not a curated record. Bases 174 to 6422 code for a protein of 2082 amino acids. NCBI's taxonomy places the organism in Eukaryota, Metazoa, Echinodermata, Crinoidea, Comatulida, Comatulidae. Gene Ontology annotation, molecular function: ATP binding; protein binding; cytoskeletal motor activity. The transcript is spliced from 39 exons. Gene Ontology annotation, cellular component: myosin complex.
CAAAAAAAAGCCGAAAGACAACCAAUUUUAAAUGCGAUGCGACUAGGCCGGCUAUGGAUUAGUGUUUUUCGGAGAUUAUUAUUGCCAAUGUUAAUAAGAGUAUCGUAAAAAGUACAGUAUUUAAUUAGUUGCAAGAAUUUGAAGGCGAAGAGCAUCAUUCUAAUAAAAUUAAAAUGUUCAAAAGAAAGAAGAAAGACAAGGCUGAGAAGGAGAGAGAUAAAUUAGACAAGAAGUUAAGUAAAAAGGAUAAAAAACAUGAAGAAAAAAUGACACCAGAUGAAAUGAGGAGAUUCCAGGAAGUUUACACAAAUUAUCAAGUGCCAACUAAAGAUAAAAAAGGGAGUUUUCGUAAAACGUUUGGUAAAGGUGAUUCAGCCGAUACUGUUUCCAGAUCCUCUGAGGGAUCCAAUCGUAACUCACUGAUCAGCACCCAGUCCACUGACAGCGAAACGAGUCUGAAUGUUGAGCGAGAAAAACUUGUCGAUGGAAGUGGCCGUCAACUUCCAAAUCCACCUGUACCUAAGCCAAGAACAAAAAGCAUAUUAAAAAUGAAAUCUAAUUAUGGCCCGGUUGAUGAAACAGAGGGAAAAGUGUUGAAUCUGAGCGAUAGUGGAAUACUAGCGGAGAAUACAAUUUAUAAUGAGCGUUACUCUGAUCUUGACGGCAAAGAAUCUUUCCAGCAAACCAUACCUGAAUUAAAAACACCGUCUUUUUCGCAAUAUCCUGACAAAUAUGCAGGGUUGGAUUUAAAAUUGCCUCCAAUCAUUCCACCAAAACCUCCCCGUACUCGUGAAAUUAUCCUUCACCGUCAAGUGAAUGGAGGUUUCGGGUUUUCUUUGCGGAGGUCAAAUAUCGAAGAGAGAGCACCAAAUGGGAGUAUUGUGAAACGUGUAAUUCAUUUUGCAGAACCCAGUGCAUCAAUUAAAGAAAAUAUGACAGGACUUUUACCGGGCGAUCGGCUGAUUGAAGUGAAUGGAUUCAAUGUGGAAAAUGUGCCUCGGGAUGAUAUAAUAGUAAAGAUUAGAGGUUCUAGUGAAACGGUUACAUUGAAAGUUCAACCUAUACCCGAGCUUGUUGAAUUAAGUGUGCGUUCCAGCUACGAAGGAAAUGAAGGUACCCCAAAGAAAAGUGGGUCACUACGCAUGAGUGGGAGUCUCCGGCUUGCAAGAGACAAGGCUAAAUCAGAUGAUCAGUUAGCAUCUGAGAAGGCUGUGAUUGAUGCAGAGAAGGUAUGGCUACUACACAGAGGAGGAUUCAGUGCUGCCAAGCUUCUCCAGUCCGAUGGCAACGAGCCAGUCGAAGGACGUGUCAAAAUCAAAUUGGAACACAGUGGAGACAUCAUUGAAGUAGACGAUGAUGAUAUUGAGAAGGCCAACCCUCCGCAGUUUGAUCGUGCCGAGGACCUGGGACUUCUACCGUAUCUCAAUGAAUCUGGUGUGUUGCAUACCUUGCGCCAACGCUACGCAAGCAAUCUUAUCAAAGUACUUGGUGUUCUGCAGAUGUUUAAAGGUUGCAAGGCAGAGGAUAUGCCUCCACAUAUUUAUGCCACAGCACAGACAGCCUACAAGAAUCUACUUACCUCACGAAUGGACCAGUCCAUUAUUUUUCUGGGGCAAAGUGGUAGCGGAAAGUCAACAAGUGCUAAACAUGUAAUCAGUUAUUUGACUAAUGCUGCUGGUUCAGUAAAUAAUUUUGUCACAGCUGAGAAGAUGCAUGCUGUUUCGACAUUAUUAGAGGCAUUUGGUAAUGCACGGACCAUUCAGAAUUCCAAUGCCACUCGCUUUGCCCAGGUCACUUCUCUGGAUUACGACUACUCUGGUCAGAUUGCUGCUGGAUCAGUCCAGAUUCUGAUGCUAGAGAAGUAUCGUGUGGUUAGAAGACCAGACGAUGAACCAACAUUUAAUGUAUUCUACCACUUAUUGGCAGGAGCUGACACAGUCUUAAAAAAAGAACUACAUCUCAACCAGCUGUUUGACCAAAACUACUUCAUUAAUUAUAAGUUUACAGAUAAACAAGCAGCUUUGAAUGGUUGGAACAAAGUACAAACUGCUUGCCAAAUUCUAGGCUUCACACCUGAUGAAUGCAGAGCUCUGUGGAGUGUUGUUGCAGCCAUCAUACAUCUCGGAGCAGCUGGAGCAAUGAAAGGUGCAGGAAGUGCCCGUUCACAGUUCUCUAGGCCAGCUGAAGCCCAAAAGGCAGCCAGUGUCCUCGGAACAUCUCUGGAGGAGCUAGCAAGGAACACCUUCAACCCAAAGUUGGGAGGAACCCCAACCAGAAGCCCAUUAGCUAGGAAUCUUACAGAAGGCAGGGAGUCACCAUCUGGAGAUAGCAGCAAUUCAACAGCAGUGGAGGCCCUCCAAGGAAUGGCUGUUGGGCUUUACCAAGAAUGUGUCAAUGCGCUUGUGUCUAUGAUCAACAAGAAAUUAUCAAGUACAUAUCGCACUGUAGCUUCCAUACUGGUGUUGGACUCAUCUGGGUUCCAAAACCCUGCAUCGAUGGGUCGCAGUGAAGGAGCAAGUUUUCAGGAUUUGUUCAGCAACUAUGCUCAGGAGCGUCUACAGCUACUCUUCCAUGAAUCAACAUUCACCUCUCAACAUGAUAGAUAUGCUCAGGAAAACAUCGACUUAGGGUUUGAUGAGCAAGAAUCGACUCCAGCAGCAAUGGUUCAAUUGAUAGACAGACAACAAGUUAUUCGUACUUCGGCUCAAGAUGGAGGCGAUCCUAAAGGGUUGCUAUGGCUACUAGAUGAGGAGUCAAUGUACCCCAGUGCUUCAGAUGAUUCCUUCAGUGACGUUAUCAAUUUAAACUACGAUGAAGAAUCAAAAAAAUUGGAUGGGCUUAUUCGCACAGGCAGUGAAAGGUACACAUUUGUGCUUAACCACUUACUUGGUAGUAUUUCAGUGCAGUAUAACUUUAAGAAUUGGAUCAAGUCCAAUCGAGAAAAUCCCUCAGCCAAGAUGGCUACUUCACUCCUACAAGACUCUCAAAAAAAAAACAUCAGUAGCCUUUUUAUAGGCAUGUCGGGAUCACUUCCUGCAACAAUGAUGGGUUCUGUUGCAGGCAUAGAAGGUGCUUCAUCCCUUCGCCGGGCCUCAAGUAUACGCCGAGCCUGGACGAGUGGUACUGCCGCCAUCAAGAGGAAAUCAGUAUGUCUUCAAGUCAAGUUCCAAGCGGAUGGUCUAUUGGACAGUAUUAGGAGAACCAAACAGCAUUUUGUUCAAUGUAUUUUACCUAAGAAUGAUGCUGGUCUAGUUGAGACAAGGAACAACUCUAACAAGUCUUCCAGCCCACAUGGAUUCACUGACCUUCCACUGGACAUCCCACUCCUUGUGGCCCAGCUCAAGGGUCUUGAGGUCAUAGAAGCUACAAGACUCUACAGACAAGGUUUCCCAGAAAGUAUGAUGUUUCCAGAAUUCCGGAGGAAGUUUGAUAUCCUGGAUGUCAGCAGUGAGAAGACAGAACCUAUCCUGGAUGAGAAGAAGGCUGUUGAAGAAUUACUACAGUGCUUAGAUGUUGAUGCAACUAGCUUCCGUAUUGGGCUUAGUCAAAUUUUCUUCCGUCCUGGAUCUUUAUCACGUCUCGAGGAACAACGUGAUGACAAACUGAGUGACAUAGUGACUGAAUUACAAGCUCGCUGUCGAGGUAUCAUAGCCAGGAGGAGACUAAAGCAGCUAAAGAUUCAGCGACUGGCUGUGACUUGCGUUCAGCGCAAUGUAAGAAAGUUCAUCAAGGUACAAGCUUGGCCAUGGUGGCGUCUGUAUACUAAGGUUCUACCACUUCUAGAUAUUCAUCGCACCGAGGAGGAACUCAAGAUGAAAGAUAUUGAGUUGGACCAACUUAAAAACAAGUUUGAAAGAAUUGAGAAAGAACGAAACAUAUUCAAGGAAAAUUUUGAAAAAAUGGAAUCUAAGAUGUCUGAAAUGUCAGCAGAUUUAGCAGAAGAGCAUGCGACUGCUAACCAUGCUACAGAAAUGCUAGAGGCAGAAACGGCAGAGAGGCUUAGACUUGAAAAAGAACUUAAGGAAUUAAAGGCAGCACAUUCCAGUUUGCAACGUAAGAUGGAGAAAAUGGAGAUGGAGGUAAUGGAGGCAAGGAUGGUGGUUCGGACAUCCUACAUGGACCCUGAUUAUGACAGUGAAGAGGAAGAAGAAGACUCAAUUUACAGGCAGAAAUAUGAAAAGUUAAGAAGAGAAAUGGAGAUGAUGAAGAAACGUUUACAACAUGAACAUGAAGAAGAAUCAGAAAAACAGUAUUCCAUUAAGAAAUCUCUUGAAAAACAGUUAGUAGAAUCAAAUAGAGAUAUUGAUGAUUACAAGAAACAGAUACAAACAUUAAAGAAGAAGAGUCAGAAACAAAUGCAAGAGCAUCAGGACCUUCAUCUACAUCUUGAGUCACAACAAGCACGUAAUAACGAACUAGAAAAGAAACAGAGAAAGUUUGACAAUGAACUACACAAAAUACAGGCAGAAGGACAAAAAGAAAGAACACAGCGAGAACGAUUACAGCGUGAAAGAGACAUUCUACAGUCAGAAAGUUAUCAUCUCAAGCAGGAACUUGAGGAUAUGAAAUCUGAAGUUUCAAUUAAGGAAUCGUUAAUGGAUAAUCUACAAUCUGAACUGAACGAUGCAUCAAAAUUCGGAGGUAAAGAUGAAAAAGAAGUAAUGGCACUAAAAAAAGCUAAACGGGAAUUAGAGGCUAAAGUUCAGGACCAGGAAGAGGAGCUGGAUGAUCAAGCAGGUGAAAUUCAACAGCUUUCACAGGCUAAGCUACGUUUAGAGAUGCAAAAUGAAAAGAUGAAGAUGGCACACCAAAAAGAACUUGAUGCAAAAGAUGAGGAAGUUGAAAGCAUGCGAAGCAGUUGUCAAAAUAAGUUGAAACAACUUGAAGUUCAAAUUGAAGAAGAGUAUUCCGAACGGCAGUCAGCCAUCCGAGAAAAGCGAGAUAUAGAAAGACAACUUACAGAACUACGUGACCAUGCGUCGCAAGGCGACAAGGACGUUGAGCGACGACUUCGCAAAGAUCUUAAAAAGACCAAAGCAUUGUUAAGUGAUGCGCAAACUGUGCUUGAUAAACAGCAGACAUCAGCUUCCACGAGUGCUAAGAUCAAACAGCUUAAGAAUGAGCUGGAAGACACACAGUACACAGUGAUAUCGGCAGUGAAAGCUCGUCAGAGCAUUGAGACAGAGCUUGCUGAUAUACAAUCUCAAUUAGAUGAUGCUUUAAGGGCAAAAUCUGAAGCUGAGGAGAAAGUAUCGCGUUUAAAUCGUGAGAAUAAUGAAUUGCAGUCUCGUAUUGAUGAUCAAGAUGAAGAUUUCAACGAACUUCUCAAAAAACAUAAAGCUUUUGUAUUCCAGGCAUCCAGUGACCAUGCUAGAAUGUCGGAGCAUCUACAACAGAUAACGGAGCUUACGGAGCAGAAACAGCAGCUGGACGAGAAGGUCACUGAACUCACUAAUAAGAUGGAGUACAUGGGACAGACAAUGGUUGAGAAGAAUCAAGUUACUAGGUUAGAAGCAAGAGUGCAUUUGGAGGAUGGAAAAGAGCUAUUUGGUCAUAUGGAACGUCUUAAAGAAAGCCUAGAAGCAAUAGCAUUGGAGAAGGACCAACUGAAACAAAGAGACCAUAGGGCACAGGAGUCCAUGAAGAAAGUACAAAAAGAACUAAGAGAUUUAAGAGAACAAUAUUCUGUACUCCAACGAAAAGAGGUCGAUGCAAGUAAAAAGAAACAUGAAUUUGAGGUUGAUGUGCAGAACCUUGAGGAGACAAACGAACAAUUACAAUCUGAUCUAAAAUUAGCGUUCAAAAGAAUCAAGGAUCUACAAAAUGCCCUGGAGGAUGAGAUAGGAACAGAUAGUGAUAUUGAUGAUAGUGAUGUAGGAAGCGACGAUGACACUUAUCUAAGACGGUAUAGUAGAUCUUACUCAUCUUCCUCUCGUCAACGUCUAAGUAGCAGCAGUAGCUUAGAUUACCGACAUGGUGGAUUAAGAACAUCAUACUCGGAACAUUCUGGCUCAGAAGAGUCGUUCGCAAGUAAAGCCAAAUACCCUGUCAAUCACCAAAGCUCAGAAGAAGAAGCAAUAGAAAGAAAAUCAAAUCGACGAACCCUGGAUGAAAUUAGUGAUGAUAUUCCUGGUUUAUCUAAAUCCAAUAGCUUCAAACAAUCUACGCCAAAUUCCAUUACAACUCGCAAUUUCAGUAUAGACAGUACACAAGAUGAAAAAGUACUAAGCCCAUCUCGGCUGUCAUUUGAAUUGAAAAAUGGACACGAAGAUAGUUCACACAGUAGCGAAACAAGCAGCAGCCCUCGCGUCUCGGAUAUAUUGAGCCCGCGAGAUAAGAAGAGCACGAGACGAGCAUCACGUGGUUCACCCAUUCAAGGACGUAAAAAAAAAGGCCUGGUGGUAAACCCAGAUUACUUAUAAUAGAUCUGAAAUUAGGCAACUAAAGAAAAACAUUAUCGACAAGCAUUAUAGCAACCAAGAUUUUUCUUAUUGACCAUGAUGAUGAUGAUGUUUAAUUGAUUUUGAUUUUUGUAUUCUUUGUGAGAAGAUUACUCAGUUUUAAAGAAUAUACUGGUAGCAAAAAAAUGGUAAAAUUAAUCUUAUUAAAAUACUGGUACGUGCACUUUAUAACAUCUACCUUUGUAAACCAGCAAAGAUAAUCCAGCAUUUCUUUAUUGAAGUAGAGAAGCUUCAAUCCGUUAUUGUAGGAUUAAGUUAAACUGUACCAGAUUUGGUACUGUUUGCUACCUAGACACGUUGAGUCAACAUGAAGGCAGCAAAUUGGACGUGACUUGUCAUAUAUUUAUGAGUUGCCUUUCAGUGUAAUAACCUCCUUUUAUAUGUAAUAUUUUGUAAUAAUAAUAGAAAGAACAAAGGAUUGGCAUUUGUUCUAUUGCCAUCUCACCUUACGUUAAUUGUGAUACAAAUUUAAAAUAAGAAUUGUAUGAUUUACAGAAAUUCGUACAUUUUUUUUUUGUUAUAUCCACAAACCACAGUGUUUAGAAAACUAAUCUUCAGGGGGCGGGAAUGUCAAUUACCAAGCUCAAAUCAUAGUACAAUAUUUUAAGUUUGUAAAACUGAUAUAUUGAUUUUAUAAAUAUUUUGUGUGUAUUAAUAAUCUCGUAUUAAAUAUUAUGAGAAGCAUCAGGUAUAUUGAAGCAUAUAACUAACUUUCAAGAAAAACAAGGCUUUCAUUUGAGAAAAUGUUAGAGAAAGAGAAGCUAACAUGUUGCAGUUAUUUGUAUAUUAGUAUUGAAUUUAGAAAUGUGUGCAAUUUUAAAAGAUGGUCACUUAAAAAAAAGACAUAAUUUGAAUUAAUAUUGACAGGUAGUCAGAUGAAGGAUUUCAUCCAUUGGUGAUCGCACUGACAGGUUUUAUUGACUUUGUUGAAUUACGGAGUAAAAAAAUAAAAUACGUUAACAGCAAGGACUGUUUAUAACACCAUAUCUGUUUGACGGAUGAGGCACUAAUUAUAUUUCGCAUUAUUUUAAUAUGGUAUAGGACUAGUAAACUUUUAUUUAACAAUGGUGUAUGUGGAGCUGCUACUGUAAUAUAGUUAUAUAACUGGUUAUCAAUCGAUGGCUUUUGCGCUGUACACCUGGUGCCGGUUUAAAAGAUUAUGCAAAUUAUUUAUUUACAUGUUAAUGUUAACAUUUUUAAUAGAUCGAUUGUACAAUAGUUUGUCUAUUGUUUACAUUGAAUUACAUUUGAUUUUGCACCAGUUUUCCUGAAUUUUUCAUCUGAUCUUAUUGUGAAACCCCCUACCCCUUUCCUAAAAACCCUCACCCAUACCCUAAAAACCCUCCACUAAACACCACAAGCACAUGAAUCUAGCAUACAUAGUCAUUGUGAUUAAAAUACAUAUGAAACUAUUAAAAUGAAUAACUUAUAUUUUAAAAUCUGUUUUAUAAGAAAUAAUAUCAAUUAAGGCAUACAGACGUGUCACAUUCAUUCACAGACGUGUUGUUUAUGUGAAUGUGCUUAAAGAUAUUCUUGGUUGUGAAAUCUAAAAACCAUAUAUGUGUGUAUCACUCCCAAUUUUACUUACAAGUCUUCCCUUGUGCAUAAGCCCAGGGUUUGAUUGUAAUGAAUAGCCAUCUGACAAUUACAAAUACUUUUUGGGGGGAAAAAACGAAGAUUGGCUUUUAUUGGCAAGUAGUACCUUUUCAUUGACCAUCUCUGAAAAUUAAUGGACAUGCUAUCAGCUUCCAAAUGGAUCGUCAAUUUUCUUUUGAAAAGGCAAUUCCCCUAUGUAUAAGCCCACCCCCAAAAAUCGGCCUAACUUUGUGUUCGGGGCGGGGGUGGUGCACGCUUAUAUCAAAGGAACUGUGGUAUAGUUUCUUGCUGAUUCACAGACUUUUUACUACAAAAGUCCUUAUUUGCGUACCAGUCAAUUUAAAGCCAUUUUUACACUAAGCGAACUUAUUCGCCAAAUCAAAAAGCGUUAGUAUGUUUUCUGAGCUCUGAUUGGUUAAGCAUUAUUUUGCUUCACAAAAAGUAGAAACAGUUUGAACUACUCAUUUCGCUAAAGUGAAAAGCAUAAACCGACACUUUCGAUUCAUGUGAAGAAAUUCGCUUAGUGUAAAACUAGCUUAAGGGACUAUGCAAAGAAUGUAAGAACAGUAUAUUUAUACAGUAUCUUUUAAUUUCCAAGGAAAAUAUUUUUUGUUCUACAUGUAAUUUUCAAUUUGAAGCUCAUAAUUUGAAUUGAAAAAUUGAGCAAUUUUUGGAAUAUAUUUAUUCAGUUUCUUUUAAUUUCUGAGGAAAAUAUUUUUAGUUCUACAUAUAAUUUUCAAUUUAAAGCUCAUAAUUUAAAUUUAGAAAUUAAGCAAUUUUUGAAGAGUUUUAAUCAGAUUUCACCAUGAGAUGAUACAGCACUGUAAAUCAUUAACACAUGAUAAUCACAACAGAGUUUAUAAACACAUCAAAAUCUCAAUUAAACUGAACAUAAUACAGAAAACCUUUGUCGUGCUAACAUUUGGCUUCCAACAAAGCUAUCAAUCUUCUUGUGAAGCACAAAGGUAAAACCAUUGAUGCUUUCAGUUUCAGUAUUGCAGGAUAUCUAAUAGAAAAAAAAAAAAAAAAUUUAUUUAUGGAUUUUUCAAAACUUACACUUAUUAUCCAUAAUUCAUUUCUUAGAUACUCUUUUCAUAAAAGUGAAACCUAAUUGAUAUACAGGUACAAUAGAAACCUAUUUUGUGAGCUGAUUUUGUUAUUUGUAGCAGUACACAAUAUAUGUUUUGUUCACCCCCUCCAAAUAGUGGUAGUGUAGAGGGGAGUGCUGAGUGAAUCAUAUAUUUAUUAAGGAUGAUUGGGAUAGUGAAGUACAGUGAAGCAGUGGUGUAUAUAGGGGGUGUGCGGGGCACACGCAUCCCCAAAAAUUGCUCACUCCUCAGUCCCCCCUCCCCCACCCAAAAAAACCACAGUCAAGUAGUUAAAAAUCACCUCAUUUUGCGAAUUAGCGCCCCUCGAAUGAUCAUCGUGCCCCCUCCCACUUCAUCUUUACGCCCCCAUCAGUACCCCUAUUUCAAGACUUCUAGAUAUGCCACUGGUAAUCAAUGAGGGUUGUUGAGUGGGAUUUUGGAGUACAGUAAUGAGUGAGAGUCGUUGACUGGGAUGGUGCAGUACAGUAAUGAGUGAGAGUUGUUGAGUGAGAUGAUGAAGUAAAGUUAUGAGUUGAAUGACUGAGUACAGUAUACCUAAUGAGUGGUGAUAAGCAGAAGGAUCUAACAUUCAGGAUUCCUGUAUAGUUGACUUUAUUACAAAUUUUGCACGACGAUAUGCUUGUUAUGUAUUAGUGAGGUGAUUGUUAAUGUGUGAAUAAUGUAGUAGGCCUACUGAUGGAAUGUUGAUUGGUGAUGAGGUAGCAGGUGGUAAGUGCAUUUUGGUAGUGAUGGUGGGUUUCCCUCAUUUUGUUUAAUCUUAAUACAAAGCAUUUACUUACAUUCAAUGUAUUUAGUAAUACUACUGAUCCUAUUGGUGCUUAACCAAGUGUAACCCGACGAUUUAAAAAGUGAGAUAUUAUUAGUAAUGUACUACAUAGGCCUACUGUACAUGGUUUGCAGUGAAGGUCCUUCUAAAAAGUAUAGACAUGAAAACUGCUGUACACCAAUGUCAUUGAUUAAUUUGUACAAUAAUGUGGGGUUUUUGCGAUCUACAUUUCCUCGGAAAAGUCCACAUGUACACAUUGUUGUAUCAUCUUGUUUUCAUUUUAACAGAGAUAUUUUAUUAUUAAUUUAGUUAUCAGUAACUGACCUAGCACGGCAUGGUGGGGAGUGAGAAGAACAUUUUCGGAUUGGAAAGCCGAACCGACCAGAAAAUCGGAUCAGUAUGUAAGAAUAGGGACGCUGGCGUUCGGCGCUUCAGCAACGCGGGCCGAAUUUCGUUUCAGGUCCGAUGUGAAUGCUGCUUUAAAGUUGUGAAACUGCUUCUGAUUUGUUGCUAUUAUUAUUAUUCAUAAUCUGGUAAUUGUUUAUUAUCAUUGUUGCAAUGUAAGAUUGAAGAAUUGAGUCAUAAAGUUAAAUAAUUUGUCCAAAACUUAUACCUACUAAGACCAAUAAAAAGCUUUUAUUUCUAAACACUU